Molecule: messenger RNA, 589 nt
Organism: Balearica regulorum gibbericeps (East African grey crowned-crane)
Lineage: Eukaryota; Metazoa; Chordata; Aves; Gruiformes; Gruidae
Source: RefSeq, a predicted model, not a curated record
GAAAUUUCUCAGAGUUCUUCCUCUACCAAGUGAAAACUGGAGUGCUUUAGUUGAAGAGUGGUGUUGUCACCCUGACCCCUUUGCCAGAAGCACUUUAUACCCUCAGCAUGACGACUGUCUUCUUGGAGACACUUUUUUUCUGUUGAAUUCAGGAAAUGAAUCACAUAAAUCAAAGGAAAAUACCAGAGUAAUUUGUAAGCGCUGCAAGACAAUGCUGGGAGAAACAGUAUCAUCAGAUACCAUUAAAUAUUAUGUCACCGAGGUGACUAUUCGACCAUCUGAGAGAAGUUUCAGCCCAACACCAAGGUCUCAAUUUGUACAGAGCAUGGUUGCUCAGAUUCUUGUGGAAUUGUCCUCUGCUAAAAGCACGUUUAGAUUCACUGUAACAGGGGAUAAUGGAAAAAUCUAUAUUCUGAUAUGGCUUUUAAAUUCUGACACAUUGCUGGUGGAGUCUUUAGGAAGUUCCUCCUCCCACAGUGUUUUUACACUGUUUGGGGAUAUUUUCAUGCCUAGUUCUGGACCAGUGGGGACCUGGAAUGCUGUCAAAGUUCUUUACCAGCCGUGCAUUAAAAGCAAGAAUAAGGAGUAA